GGAGGCGUCUAGAGUUUUAUCCUAACGUGUACCCUCAGAAAUGUGUUGUUAUGCCUACAAUUUUUCCCGAAUCAUUGAAGGGUCGGUGGGACGCUUUUCCAGGUUCUGACUACUCUAGAUUUAGUUGGGAUGACAGUAUAUUGGACCUGGUUAGGGGUGAUGCAGUCCAGUUCUUACCGAGUUGGCAGAACAAGGAGUUCAUUUAUUUUGCCCUCUUCUUGAAAGACCAAAUGCAUUGGGUAGCUGUAGAGGCAGACCUGAAUGGGUGGAUGCUCAACAUCUUUGACUCCAGUAUUGGAUCAAUUUCCGAAAACGAUUUGAUCAGCUUGAUGGUUGACUGGUGUACCAUUUUCCCGUCGGUCUUGCGACAGUCCGGUUUAUUUGAGAACCAUGACGUUAUACUCGCGCCUCAGUUGACAGCAUCAGAGAGUCAGGUCAGACCCUUCGAUUGGAAACUCACUCCACGUGAAUUCGUACCGCAAACAAAAUCCAGUGGCGAUUGCGGAUGUUACGUAAUUGAGCAUAUUGAACAUAAGCUUCUACAACUACCAUUUGAUAAUGUAACUGACAAUAAUAUGAAACUUUUUAGGCAAAGGUGGUGUGUAGACUUAUUCUACCAAAACUUAUGUUGAACGGUCUUAAUUUUUUUGAAUUGUAUAAUUUUUUUGAUUGCUCUUUUUGUAAUUACUACAUUUUAAUGUGCUUAAUCUUUGCAUCGUACUAUCGUCGAUCACUAUCGUACUCUAUCGUACCCUCACUUGCCUCACAAAUUUCACGAACAGUACUGAAACCAUACCAUCGUACCAUUAUCGGACCAAUAUCGUACAUUAUCGUACCCUAAUGUCGUACAUUAACUAUCGUACUACAUCGAGCAACGUCGUACCAUAUUGUAAGAUACAUUUAAAUAAUCCUACAACAAACAAUAUCGUGCAUUGUCGUACCGGCAUCGUGCACUAUCGAACCAACACUGGAUUAUUACAUAUUUAAGAGUUUCAUAAUGGAGAAAAAAACAGAAAAAAAACCUGCAAAAUCCAGCACAUAACAAAUAUUACUAGUUCAAGCAGAAAUAAAACAUAA
Humulus lupulus (European hop) is the source of this 1077-nucleotide messenger RNA. RefSeq lists its product as uncharacterized. The record is from RefSeq and is a predicted model, not a curated record. Gene Ontology annotation, molecular function: cysteine-type peptidase activity. Bases 51 to 632 code for a protein of 193 amino acids. Gene Ontology annotation, biological process: proteolysis. Lineage: Eukaryota; Viridiplantae; Streptophyta; Magnoliopsida; Rosales; Cannabaceae. The transcript is spliced from 2 exons.